UUGGGAAACCAGCUGCUGCCGCCGCCGCCGCUUCAGCAGAGCCCGGACACGAGCGAGUGAGGCUGAGCGGUCCGCGCGCCGCCGCCAUGGGGAGCCGCGUGUCCCGAGAGGAGUUCGAGUGGGUCUAUACGGACCAGCCGCACACCGACCGGCGCCGGGAGAUCCUGGCAAAGUAUCCAGAGAUAAAAUCCUUGAUGAAGCCUGACCCCAACCUGAUCUGGAUCAUAACCGCGAUGCUUCUCGUCCAGCUGAUUUCACUUUACCUAGUGAAAGACUUGGACUGGAAAUGGGUCCUAUUUUGGUCCUAUGUCUUUGGCAGCUGCCUUAACCACUCAAUGACUCUGGCUAUCCAUGAGAUUUCCCACAAUUUCCCCUUUGGCCACCACAAGGCGGUAUGGAACCGCUGGUUUGGAAUAUUUGCUAACCUCCCUAUUGGAGUUCCAUAUUCAGUUUCCUUUAAGAGAUACCACAUGGACCAUCAUCGAUACCUCGGAGCUGAUGGCAUCGAUGUGGAUGUUCCUACCGAUUUUGAGGGCUGGUUCUUCUGCACCACCUUCAGGAAGCUUGUCUGGGUUAUCCUUCAGCCUCUCUUUUAUGCUUUUAGACCCCUGUUCAUCAAUCCCAAACCAAUUACUUCUCUGGAAAUCAUCAAUACCGUGACCCAGAUCAUUUUUGACACUGUAGUUUACUAUGUUUUUGGAAUUAAAUCUCUAGUCUACAUGUUGGCAGCAACCCUGCUUGGCCUAGGUUUGCACCCAAUUUCUGGGCAUUUUAUAGCCGAACAUUACAUGUUCUUAAAGGGACACGAAACAUACUCAUAUUAUGGGCCUCUGAAUCUGCUGACCUUCAAUGUGGGCUAUCAUAAUGAACACCAUGACUUCCCCAACGUUCCUGGAAAAAACCUGCCCCUGGUGAGGAAAAUAGCAGCUGAGUACUACGAUAAACUUCCCCAGUACAACUCCUGGAUCAAAGUACUGUAUGAUUUUGUGACGGAUGACACCCUGAGUCCCUACUCACGGAUGAAGAGACCUCCAAAAGGGACUGAGAAUCUGGAGUAAAUAUCACAGCCAAAGGAAUUCCUCUCCAAAGCUUCAUAAUAGCUGAUAAAGUGGAAUUUUUAUCUUGUUAGCUUAAGAUCAGUGAUGCUCAGAAGCUGCACUGGCAUAUUUUAAAACUAGGAUCUCUGUGGUAUCAGAGGCUACUCAGCCUGAGACAGCUGGUCUUGGCUCGCUCGCCUGGACUCAUGCACUGUGUCACUGUUACUAAGGGUGUGUCCACCUGCGUCUGUCAUACUGUAAGCGUAUCAUAAAAAGCCUAUUAUGUUAUUUUUCACUAUAGAAUUUUACUUUAUUAAAACAACUAAUAAACCAAACUGUUAAUCACAGUA
Chionomys nivalis (European snow vole) is the source of this 1387-nucleotide messenger RNA. It is a transcript of the gene Degs1, whose product is annotated as delta 4-desaturase, sphingolipid 1. Gene Ontology annotation, molecular function: sphingolipid delta-4 desaturase activity. The record is from RefSeq and is a predicted model, not a curated record. Bases 87 to 1058 code for a protein of 323 amino acids. Gene Ontology annotation, biological process: ceramide biosynthetic process. NCBI's taxonomy places the organism in Eukaryota, Metazoa, Chordata, Mammalia, Rodentia, Cricetidae. The transcript is spliced from 3 exons. Gene Ontology annotation, cellular component: membrane.